Molecule: messenger RNA, 4913 nt
Organism: Schistosoma bovis
Lineage: Eukaryota; Metazoa; Platyhelminthes; Trematoda; Strigeidida; Schistosomatidae
Source: the annotation of a GenBank genome assembly
AUGCAUGAAACUUUCCUUUACGUACUUCGCUUUGGUCACGUGGAUGGUAUCACAUAUAAGAAUUUAGGAUCAAAUCCCGGUUCUAGAAUUCCUGAAUUUGAUCGAUCCCAUUCAGUUACUACUGCUUCGCUGAAUUCCGAUACUUCGAAAGAGAAUAAUGAACAAGAUAGUAAUAUCGAGAUAAACAGUAAUGAACAGAUAGAAAAUGAAAUCGACGAUAAUGAUAUCGAUGAUGAUUUUCAACAUUUGAAUGUUAAGCAGUUUUCUAUUGGGAUAUAUUCUGUAUUAAAGGAUAUUGUUGAUAAAUUUCAUUUAGCAUUUUGUGACUUACAAUCAUCUCAAAAACAACUACAAGAUCAACUGAUUGCCUUAGAUCAAGCACUAGGUCGAUUAGCUAAAGCUCAAGAUAGUCCUCUGAAUCUAGAACCAUUUGUGUUGGUACUACAAGAAUAUAAACAACGAAUAUCAAAAGUACAUAAUUCUUUACGUAUUUCACAGGAUAGAUACUUGAGAGGUUUAGAUCUAUCUGGUAUCAAUUUUGAAAAGCACAAAGAUCUUUUAGAUAAACAGAGAGUUGCUCGACGUACUCAAAAUAAUACUGAAAAUGAUAAUUCAUCCCUUCCUCUUCCUUCAAUAUGGCCUUCUACUGAAAUACUUCAAGAUAUGUGCCGUUUACAAUGGUUAAAAUUAAAAAACGUCGGUUUAAAAGAGAAAUUUUUACCAAAAGAAAUAACACAUUUAGAACAGUUGGAAAGUUUAUCUUUAGUUCGAAAUGAAUUAACUUCUUUAUGUUCUAUCAAAGGUUGGCCAAAUGUUUUGCCUAGUCUACGAAUGAUUACUUGUCGUAAAAAUGAAUUAACAAGUCGAGAUGCUAUUCCUGCUGAUUUAUUUGAGUGUAAUAAUCUUCAAGUUGUUGAUUUUAGUUGUAAUCAAUUAACACAAUUACCUAACGGAAUUGAAAAAGCUAAAGGCUUAUUAGCUUUAAAUCUAAGCAACAAUCAAAUUGCAUUAAUUUCACCGGAUUUAUUUGUUCAAUGUACAGAAUUAAUGUUUCUAGAUUUGGGUAAUAAUAAAUUAGAAAAUUUACCAGCACAAUUGCGUCGUUGUUGUUCACUACAACAAUUAAUCCUUUGUAAUAAUCCGUUACGUCAUGCUCAACUUAGAUCAGUGACAGCGUUGAAACAACUUGAAGUUUUAAAUUUAUCGGGUACUGAACGAAGACUGGACAAUAUACCAAAUGAAUUAGAUAAAUUAGAACGUCUUAUUGAAUUAGAUUUGUCCUGUAAUUUACUGACAAAAAUUCCUGAACCAGUUUUAUCGCUUAAAAAUCUUCGUAAACUAAAUUUAGCCCAUAAUGAAUUAUCAGAUUUAUCCACUUUAACUGGUGACUGGCCUAAACUGGAAUACCUUAAUCUUAGUUAUAAUCAGUUAAUUCAUUUACCAACCGGAUUAAUUCGUUUGUCAUGUUUACGUAAAUUAUAUGUGAAUAAUAAUCAUUUGACAUUUGGUGGUAUACCUUCAGGAAUUGGUAAAUUACAAGAUUUGGAAAUAUUCGAUGCAUCACACAAUGAAUUGGAGACUAUACCAGAAAGUCUAUGUCGGUGUGGUCGUUUAAAACGUCUGAUACUGAACUCAAAUCGUCUUCUUACACUUCCUGAUGCUAUUCAUUAUUUGAAAGAAUCUUUAGAUGUUUUUGAAGUUGACAAUAAUCCUCAAUUGAAAAUACCACCGAAACCACCUGAGUUACAGAAAGGUGCAGGUCUAGCUUUUUAUAACAUUGAUUUCUCACUGGACGCCCAACUACGUAUGAUGCGUGGGAAACCAGCUUUAAAUACUGAAACGAUUCAUCAUCCAAAGGAUCCGGCUGCUCGGUUACGACGUCUCAGAAGGCGUCGAGGAGAAGGUGUCGGGAAAGAUAGUAAAUGUGUACUUGAAGGUAUGCAACGAAUAGCUAAAGAAAAAGAAGAACUACUUGAAAAAAAGGAACAUGAGGUUGAAGAAGAAACACGUAAAUUGGCGGCUAGACGUUGGCAAGAUCUGUUGGCCAGACCACGACUCGAUUAUACAGGAAUUUUUGACGAGGAUACUGGUAUAAAUCCUGGUGUGCAAAUGUGGGAAUUGGAUCAGUUUUAUCCUAAACGUGUUGAAGAUGAUAUUUUACAAGGUCAUUUGCUUAAUGGUGAUUGUUAUGUUAUCUUACAAACUACUAUAAGUAAUAAUCAAGUAUUUGAAUGGACUAUAUAUUAUUGGAUUGGUUCUCGUUCAACAAAAGAUAAGCAGACUUGUGCAGCUAUUCAUGCUGUAAAUCUGCGUAAUUUCCUUGGCGCUGAAUGUCGAACCAAACGUGAAGAAGAAGGAGAUGAAUCUUCAGAAUUUAUAGCAUUAUUCGAUGGCAAUCUGAUAGUGUUAGACGGUGCUCGUGGUGAGACUGGAUUUAUUCAUGUUGAGGAUGAUGUUGUAGUACCCAGAUUUUAUAGGUUAUUCGGUACAGAGAAACGUUUGAAAAUUGUCUCAAUGCCAUUAACUCAUCUCAGUUUAGAUUCUAAAUUCAGUUAUCUACUUGAUGCUCAAUCUCAUCUCUAUUUAUGGAUAGGAAAAAAUUCACGUUCUAUUAUACAAACUAAAGGACGAUUAUUAGCUGAAAAAAUUUCAGUUCGUGAACGUCGAGGUGAAGCAUCCAUUCAUAUUGAACCGGAAACUCGUGAAUCCAAUGCAUUUUGGGCUAUUAUAACCGGUGUUUGGCUUCCUGCACCACUACCGAAACCAACUACUAAUUCAGACCAAAAAGAUCAUAUAAUUAAACCUUUAGAUAAUCAUGAUGAGAAUAAAGAAAUCAAUUAUCCACCUGCUCCGGUAGUCCAACCACCGAAAGUAGUGUCUCGUGACUUCAUCCCUACGGACUGGCAGCUACCUCAACCUAUUUUAUAUGAUGUUCAAAUGGGAAGAGGUUAUUUAGAAUUACCACAAGUAGAACUUGAAAAUGGUCUUUUGUCUAAACGAUUAUUAGAUUCAAAACAUGUUUAUAUUCUUGAUAGUGGUGGUCAGUUAUUUUUAUGGAUGGGUGAGAAAUCUUCGAAGUUCCUUCGAUUUGCUGGUUAUAAAUUAGCAUUACAACUUAUGGGUUUAAUGCCUAGAAGUCGUUUAGGUGGACUUGAAUUAUUAUUUACUGAAUCAAAUAUGUCUACACUAACACAAACACUAUUAAAUAAUGAUCAUGUGGAUUGGUGGAAUGAUUUUACAGAUUCAUUGCUUCAACCGUGUACACAAGGAGCUGAGACUCAAAUAUUCAAGUGUCAAUUUUGUGAUUGGGAUGAGGCUUUAGCUGUAGAUUUUACCCGUACUGCUGAUUCUGUAGCACGUCGUGGAGUGGAUAUCAAUCAAAUUUUAGAAAAAGAUAAACCAGCUACUGAUCUUCGAGCAUUAUUAGCACCUAGAGAAACACCACUUACCAAUGAAGAAGCUCUACAAAUGAUGGCUGAAUGGAAUGAUGAAUUAAUUGAACCACCAAAAGAAAAUAUUGUAGAGUCAAGCAGUGCUUUACAACAAUUUAUAAUGGUUGAUGGGAAAUGGAAUCUUGUGGAAAAUCGUUGGUUUGGACAAUUCUUCAAUCAAGAUUCGUAUAUUCUAAUUGCACGCUAUUGGGAUUAUGAUGAUGAAAACAAAGAAUUUUCAGAGAGUGAUAAUCAAGGUGAUGAUACUGACGAGGAUUCAAGUCUUACAAAAACCGUAGUCUAUUUUUGGCAAGGUCGUGAAGCAUCCGAUUUAAGCUGGCUCCAGUUUGAAUUCUCAGUUCGUAAAGAUAUGCAAGCUCGUCUAUCACAAAAUCCAGAAAAUGUUAGUCGACCAUUAAAAGUAGUAUUUAAACGCGUAAAACAACAACAAGAAGACACCAUGUUCUUAGCUCAUUUUCAACGUCAGUUCAUCAUUCAUUCAGGCCAUUAUCGUGAUCGUGCUGAAUCAUCACGUUUAGAACGAAUUCAAAUGUAUUAUAUUAGAGCAAAUGGUAACCUUAUAUCCACUCGAUGUAUAGAAGUCAAACCGUCAGUUGUAAAUUUAAACUCUUGUUUUACUUACAUAAUUAAAGUACCUGCACAUAUCGUUAGUGUACUUGAAAAGAAACAAACAGAUAAAUGUCAUGUCUAUGUUUGGACUGGAGGUAAAUCUUCAUCUGAAGAUAAAGAGUUGGCUAUUCGUUUAAGCGAGAAAAUGUUCAGUUGGAUUCCGACUGAUUUCCAUACUGUACCUGAAGGUUCUGAACCUCCUUUAUUUUGGCAAGUGUUGGGUGGCCAGAAGAAAUAUGAUACAUCAGCAGACUUCCUUACUUACGGCCGACUCUUUCGUUUGUCUAAUGAACAAGGUUAUUUUUGUGCAUCAGAAAAGUGUGCAGAUUUUUGUCAAGAUGAUCUUGCUCCAGACGAUGUCAUGCUGUUGGAUACGGGAUCUCAGAUAUACCUUUGGUGGAGUAAACGUACAUCAGACGUUGAACAGAAAUUAUCUUUACAAGCUGCUAAACUUUAUCAAAGUCAUUUACGUCAGAUGCAACCGGACCGACCAAGACAACUUAAGCUUACAGUGAAAAAUGCUGAACCACAUUUAUUUCGACAGUGUUUUCAUGGUUGGGGACCAUAUCGUGAACCAAAAGAUUGGUCAGGUUAACAAGUUUAGCUGCAUUCUCUUUUCGUUUCUCCUUGUUAUUUAUGUUUGCUUUUAUUAGUUAUCUAUUCCGUUUUGUAUUUACAAAUGAAUACACAGUUUAGUAGUGCAUAUAUCAAACCUAACUUGUAUGUCCGUAAACUUUUUUUACUGUGAACAACUUUCUUAUUACUGUUCUUUAUUUACAAUCGUUUCAGUUUGAUUUCUUUCUAUACUCAUUUUCUAUAUCAACAUUUCAUAACGUUUAUUCCUUUUUUUUC